ACGUUUACCGUUUUGCUUUACUGAGCAUUUUUUCAGCUUUCGCUAGAUCUCUCCGCCUUUACCUGUCCUCCUUUUGUCAAGGAAGAUCGGACCUGGGUUUGUGAGUUGGUUUCUUAACCUUGUGGGCUCGAUUCCUCUCUACCUCUGCCAAUGGAGCCAUGAGGGCUUCAGGGGUGAGGGCUUUCGAGGAUAGUUGCAGAAGAAGGAAUCGUUACGUGAUCAAUGGGGAGGACGGAUACAAACGGUCCUAAGGCAGCUUCUGGAAGUAGUGAUGGGAAUUCCGAGACCCAGGUGUUCCUGAAUGUCUAUGAUCUCACCCCUAUGAACAAUUACAUGUCCUGGUUUGGAGUAGGAAUCUAUCAUUCGGGAAUUGAAGUACAUGGUAUGGAAUAUGGGUUUGGAGCUCACGACUUCCCAACUAGUGGAGUGUUUGAAGUGGAACCACGGAGUUGCCCAGGUUUUGUCUAUAGAUGCUCAAUUAAGUUGGGCUGUAUGAACAUUGCCCCCCUUGAAUUACGCACAUUUAUGGAGAACGUUGCUUCAGAAUAUCAUGGUGACACUUAUCACCUCAUUUCCAAGAACUGCAACCAUUUUACAGAAGACAUCUCAUUAAGGUUGACAGGAAAACGGAUCCCUGGAUGGGUGAACCGGCUUGCUCGACUAGGUGCCAUGUGCAGUUGUUUGCUUCCUGAAAGCCUUCAAGUAUCCACUGUCAAACAGAUGCCGGAGUACCACGCGUGCUCAGAAGAAGAUGGUUCCGAGUCUCUCUCUACGACCACCCCGCAUGAGAUGGCAGAAAGUGAUGAUACGGAUCAAGAUAAACAUCUUCUUUCAGCUUCAGAUGGUGGUACGGAAUUGUCUUUUGUCAAAGAGUUCCAAAGGUGAAGCUAAGCUACUGGAAACAAAAGAUGGUGGUUUGUAAAGACAGCCAAUUUUAAAAAGGAAUUCCAACUUACCAUUUUGAACUAAACUUGGAUUUUCUCAUUACCGCUCAUUGUUUCGCAACUGUUUUAAAGAGUCCUGCUAUUGUGUUGGUUGGUUUGAUGUAAUUUGUUCAUAUUUGAUGAUUUGUCACAGAACAAUACUUGUUAGAUCAGAAGUCAUUGGUUGGAUGAAUGGGAAUUUGGAUCGAUUGGGAAUUGAGGAUGAAAUGCAUCCCUAUAAUGAAUAUUGAUGCUUGUGACUUGGUGCUUAA
Macadamia integrifolia is the source of this 1195-nucleotide messenger RNA. Its product is annotated as deSI-like protein At4g17486. The record is from RefSeq and is a predicted model, not a curated record. Gene Ontology annotation, biological process: protein deubiquitination. The coding region runs from base 223 to 885 and encodes 220 amino acids. The transcript has 4 exons. Lineage: Eukaryota; Viridiplantae; Streptophyta; Magnoliopsida; Proteales; Proteaceae. Gene Ontology annotation, molecular function: deubiquitinase activity.